AUUAAGAGAAUUUGAUGAGUCAAAGUGCUUAGAUAAACAGUUCCAAAAAUCAAAAGUGGACGAAUAUAGCAGGACGGAGGGAGUAUUAUUUUUACCGAGGAGCUCGGUGUUAGGUGAUUGAAAUUCGCGCGAAUAAUUAUCGUAACGAGAGCAAUGUCAGUUCGAUAAAGCAACGAUGCUUCGAAAAGUUAUAUCGUCGAGGUCGGUGUUAAUACGAGUCAAGCAAAUGAUGUGUGACGAAAUUAGUAUACCGAUGACAACGACCUUAGUUAAUAAGAAUUGAAUCCGAUGCAGUAGCUUUGUUGAAGAUCAAUGUUAGCCCGGCUGACUGAUGUAAAUAUCUUCAUGUCUCGCGGAGACCAUCUUCGAUCAAAGUGCCUCAGACUGAGGGCUUAAAUGAAUCGGGCGUCCCCGAUAUGAGCUUUGCUCACUUUUUUGCUGAAACCGAUGUGCAAUCGGUGUACCCAAUUCGACUGGGCUCAGGCUUAUUGGAAAAUAUGUGUAAGACUGGUGUGAGACCAGUGUACCAGUUCGACUGGGUGACAUAUUUUCUUUAUUAUACUGAGCAAAACCGGUGUAGUAACCAGCGUGCCAGGCCAGACCUGUGUCUCAGUCUUCCAAUAAGAUAAUGCUGCUGGCCGGGCCAGAUCAACAUUGGAGAAUUAACCAUGUCGGAUGGUUUCAAGCCCUCUCCAAGGCCCAAAAUGCACCCUUCUUCCAGAGCCCCCUAUUCCGGGUGAUUAAGUUUUUUAAUGACCAUUUGAUAUUUACUAUCCCGGGAAGGCUUUAGCUCACCCCCCGUUCAAGUCUUCCCUGAGAAGGGGGAAAAAUAGGAUGCGCCACGGUGGACGAUCCCCUUCUAUUUCUUUUAAUGGGCAUCUUUUAGUCCCCAAUCAAUUUGACGGCACUGGCUGAUUCCCCGAUACCGGUCAAACCUCAUGGGCCCGUGUAAGUACGGUUCGAACCUUCUUCCAGGUCCAGCCCUCUUGCAGGCAUACCCUCUUCCGGGCUUAUUAUUUUUUUAUUUUAUACUGAGCAAGACCGGUAUAGUAACCGGCGUGCCAGGUCCGGGCCUGUGUCCCAGUCUUCCUUUCCAAAAUUUGCUGAAGGGUGUAGCUAUGGGAAUUUGCUUAAUUCCCUCUCGCCGAACAAGGGGUGGAGUUUUGCCACUUGGAAUUUUUUCCAUUCUUGCAAUCAUGGAGGAACAUUUUUUUUGCAGGGCCAUUUCUCCACUGUCAAAGGGAGUCCCACGUGAAGCCAUCUCCCCCACUAAAAAAUUCUCCCCACUCCACUAUCUUUGUGGGACCAAUUUUCCACUAUCAACGUGAAACCAUCUUCCCAACUUUGUGCUUUUUGGCUUUGUGCAUAUGUCUCUAAUUGGAAAGUGAAUGCCAUAUAUGGUGGCCCACCAAUUUGUAUAUUUGGUGGAUUUUUUCCAAUCUCUUUGAUUCUUUUGCUCCAUCCUUCCAAUGUGGCUUUCCCUUCAAAAUAGGCAUAAUACACCGUAUUUUUGUGGAUGGGCCCAAAGGCCCCAAACUGCACAAUUUCUACAACAUCUUUUCUUGCACUCCAAAAUUUGAAACAUUAUCUUGAGUGGGGUAUGGCCAGAUACUGCCUUCUGCUUUCUUGGUGGUUUACGAGGGUGAGGGACUCCAUGACAGCCACGAAUUCCAAUGGUUAUGGCAGCAGUACUUAGUGGUGAACUUGGCCCUCCGACGAUGUAGUGGAUCCCACCGCAAUCAUGGCAGCCGGAAAUAUAAACACCACCAAGCAACAACCGGCGCCUCCACCUAGAAGGAAGUAAACUUGGUUGCAGUAGUGAUGGGCGAAUCUUUGCACUAUCAAUCGAGGGUUUCAAAAUUGAGAUCGGUGAUAGCGGAGGUCAAUAGUAGUCUCUACAAGCAUAGCCCGUUUGCCUCGAGCGAAGUGGCGGCAAUGAAUUGCUUCCAUCACAGGGGUGGACCUCCAUAAUGGAUUCAUGGCAGGGGUAGAGUGGCGGGGAUGACGACAGAUCUUUGUAGCAGCAUCGGUGAUUUACUUCGUCGGCGGCGAUGAUUGGCUUCUAUCGGGGUUUGAUUUUUCCCGGCGUGGUGGCUCACGGCUUUGGCCGCAGCGGGACCAAAAAACAGCCAUGUGGUGAUGGAGGCGCACAAGUGUCGGCAGUGGCAUAGAUGACGACAAAUCUUUGCAGCGGUGUCGGCAGGUCUGAGCAUCGGCGG
Messenger RNA from Cuscuta campestris, 2219 nucleotides. NCBI's taxonomy places the organism in Eukaryota, Viridiplantae, Streptophyta, Magnoliopsida, Solanales, Convolvulaceae. The record is from the annotation of a GenBank genome assembly.